This is a messenger RNA of Andrographis paniculata, 1698 nucleotides long. RefSeq lists its product as uncharacterized. The coding region runs from base 1044 to 1487 and encodes 147 amino acids. NCBI's taxonomy places the organism in Eukaryota, Viridiplantae, Streptophyta, Magnoliopsida, Lamiales, Acanthaceae. The transcript is spliced from 5 exons. The record is from RefSeq and is a predicted model, not a curated record.
ACCUUGGAAAAAUGUGUAGUUAGCUUGAACAGAAAGAGAAAAAGUCUCAUUCCCUCUCUCUUAAAAAGGUUCAUCUUCUGUGUUUUUUACUUAAACUAUGUCCCAAUAUUUGCAGCCUCAAAUGGGUCAGUUCAGCAAUGGAACUCAAAAUCAUUCUUAGAAAUGGCUAAAUGGUUCUUCUGACAAAGAGUUGUUGGGUGGGUACCUAUGACAGGUUUUCUUUCUUUCUAGGGGAAAGAAAAAAUGAUCAAGGAAUAAACAUUAUGGAACAUCAUGAUUCAGCAAGCAAAGACUUGUUUUUGUUUUGAUCGGAAAUAUUGGUACUACUUGCUGCAGGCUCUUCCUAAAUUCUUUACUGUUAGCAAUGCCCCAUGCAUUAUGCAAUAAAUCACUCCAAGAGGAAAAGCCAUUUAAUCUAAUUUUAUAUCCCUCCAAUUAGUAGACAAAAUUUAACCAUAAAAUGCCACAAAAAAUGUACAAAUUGUCACCAACACAACAUGGUGAAAUGGGAUGAUGUUUCUACCCAGACACUGGUUAGCUUGGCUGUGAAUUGUUGAUCGAAUUAUACGAAAUUUCAUUUCUUUUGUCGAUGUGGUUUGAAAUUAAGUCCAAAACGAGUCCAAUUUAAAGAUUAAUCCUAAACUCAAUCCGUAGAUAAAAGAAAGAAGUAACCGACAUAGAGACACCACCCAGGCCGUUGCCUAAUUAUUUGGUAAGUAUUAUUUUAUCAUUGGUUGGUAUUUAUGCAGCUACAUGGUACAUUUGUUUGGUACAUUAUUGUAUUUAUAAUCCGCCUUUGUCUUUGUGUAUGGACGUAAGGAUGAUUCAGAUCAUGUAAUUCAUACUCUUUUUAAUUUUUGCAUGAACAAACGAAAUUAUACCCUUAGGGCAUGAAUCAGCUGUUGAUUCAGACAAGGAGCCUUUUUCGCUAAAGAAUUUGGUGCUACUCAAAGUUUCUUAAUAACUACCAUAGAGAAGAAGCAACUAUUGAGACAACUUCAAGCUAAUAAUUCCCUCUCUUCAGGAAAAGCUUAGAAAUCUCUAUGUCCCAAAGGUCAGAAGCUCAAACAAACAUGAGCGGGUUCGACACCGGCAGAGCAAGGGCGUGGAGUAUAAAUAGCAAUUCUAGUAUUAGUUCAUCUCAGACAGAUCAGGAAGAAGGUUCAUGGAAGAAUUCUAGCACACCCAUGAGUGCCAUUUCUUUCGGCUUUGUAGCUACAGCUAUCUUGAUAUCCAUGUUCAUCAUUAUGGCUAUAUAUGAGCACUUAUUCAGACCAAAUGCAUCAAAUGAGAUGCCUGGUGGGAUUGAAUCAAUACAAACUCAGAAGCUUCAAAACCCAGAUCAUAUGGUACAAGCAUCAUAUGCAUCCGAUUUCACCGUCGUAAUGCCGGGACAACAAUAUCCUACUUUCAUCGCUCACCCUGCUCCUAUGGCGUGUCAAAGAGAAGGAAUCUAUUGGCCAUCUCAUGAAUACAGUUUUGCCUAGUCAAUCUACUAGCCUUAAAGAUGAUAAACGUAGCAAUGUUCCUUGGCUAAGUUCUUAAUUAUCUAAAGCUUCAAUUAAUCAAUCCAUCACAUGAUCAUGUAGCUGAAAGGUAUAUCAUUGCCUUACCAGUAAAUAGUUAAUCGAGAGAACCUGAACUGAACACGCCUAAAGUUUUCCGGUUUAUCGCAGGAUAAUCUUCUGCAAAAACCUU